AUGGCGUCGACAGACACGCCAUCAAGGCGUUCCAUGCCCGACAUUGAGCAGCUCGCCAGCAAGCUCUCGGACAAGUCGACAGAUGUCAAGGCAAAGCUCGCAAUUGCAUUCGAUCUCAAAGAAUUGCUCGAUCUCUUCCAGAACUUCGACUAUGCCCUCUUCCUGAAACACGUCGUUCCAGCAUUUGUCUCUCUGCUCGAAUCGGCACCGUGCAGCUUCACGGCAGAGGCCCCAGAGCAGCGUCUUCGCCAUAUUGUCCUCGAGACGACACAUCGUCUGCCUCAACAAGAGAUCCUUAAACCCUACGCCGACCCCCUCAUGACCGCCAUGCUCAAAGUUCUCGGCCAAGAUAACGAAGAGAAUGCCGUUCUUGCACUCAAAGUCAUUAUCGACCUUCACCGCUCUUUCAAAGCCGUAUUACAGGAUCAGGUACAGCCCUUCCUCGAGCUCGUCAAGGAGCUUUACACCAACAUGAAGAACACUGUUGAGCAGGCGUUCGAAUCCGAAGCUUCGCAGCUCCAAGCACCCGCAGCGACCGGUGCUUCCGGCUCCACCACCGCCUCGCCUGCACCAGCCGCUGCAACGACAGCAUCAGCAACAGACGACACAAACGUUGCAACCAUCGCACCGGCUUCAACUACUGCCACCACAGCAUCAACAGAUGCAGUCUCCACCUCUGCCACCACACCAUCAGCCACCACACCAUCAGCCACUACACCAUCAGCCACCAAUGCAUCAGACUCGACCAACACAACCACCACUGCCUCAACAGGUGCAACAUCAUCAUGCACUCCGGGCGCCUCGUCAGCCACUACCUCUUCCGCAGCUGCGCCAGCCUCAAAGACGCUGCCCAAAUCUAUGUCCAGCUUCAAGGUCUUGACAGAGUGCCCUAUCGUUAUAGUCCUCAUCUUUCAGAGCUAUCGCACCGUUGUUGCACAGGCCAUCAAUGUAUUUGUGCCACUCAUCAUCGAGAGCUGUCUCUCGCUACAGGCCAAACCGCAGCGCGAGGCUCAUGAGGCUGCCAAGGCUAAGGCCGAUAUCUUUGUCGGUGUCGCACCAGGCAUCAAGAACAGAUCACUCUACACUGACAUGAUCGUGGCCCAGGUCAAGACCAUGUCCUUCCUCGCUUACGUUUUGCGUGGAUCUGCGCCCGUCAUGCGUCCUUUUGCUCAUGUCCUCCCCGAGAUCAGCGUUCGUCUGCUCACAGACUGUCCGCCCGAAGCAUCGGCAACACGCAAGGAGCUCCUCGUCGCCACAAGACACGUCCUUUCCACCGAGUACCGCGCUCAAUUCGUUGGCCAGAUUGAUACCCUUUUGGACGAGCGCCUCCUCAUCGGCACCGGCGUCACAUCACACGAGACGCAGCGUCCCCUCGCCAUCAGCAUGCUUGCCGAUCUUGUCCACCACGUCCGUCAAGAGCUCUCGCCUGCUCAGCUGGUCCGUGUCGUUCAUAUCCACUCGCAGAUCCUUCACGACCCCACCUUGGCGCCUAGCAUUCAGACCAUGUGUGUCAAGCUGCUCCUCAAUCUUGUCGAGACCAUCCUCACAAAGCAUCCCGAAGGCGCCACGCAGACGCUUGCCUCGAUCCUCGACGUCUUCGUCGAAAAGCUCUCCAGCUUGCAUCGUCUCCGUUCCGAUAUGGACCGCAUCCGACAGAUCAAGGAGCACUCGGACCAUGCAUCAGCAGAAGCCCAGCGUGCUGUCGAUGCCGUCGCCAUCGAACGCGGCAAGCCUAUCCAAGCCGCAGCCACCAUGCUUGACACAGCCGGUGAUCCGCUCAAGGACGCCCGCUUCCUCUUCCGCAACAUUCUCUUCGGCUUCAAGACCCUCAUCCCCGUCCUGCGUCAUCGCAACGCCGCCCAUCCGGAUGGUGCUGUUGCAGGCAAGCUGCUCGUCGAUGGUGUCAAGUGCUGGUCGCUCCACGAGGAUCGUGAUGGCAGGGAGGAAAAAGAAGUGCUCGAUCUCUUCACCACAAUCUUUAUCGAUCUGGAACCGCAAGUCUUCCACGAGGCCUUCACAACACACAUGCCCUUCCUCUUCCAAGAGAUGCUCAACUCGCCCACAUUGCUCGGCAUCCCGCAGAACUUGCUCAGCAACGAUGCAGUCUCCAAGCGCUUUGUUGGCAUCCUCUUGCGCUUCCUCGUUGAUCGUCUUGAGGAGCUUGGCAAAUCCGACAAGAAGCAUGCAUCCAUCAGCCUUCGUCUCUUCAAGAUGGCCUUCAUGGCCGUCACCAUCUUCCCCGAAGAGAACGAGGUGGUCCUGCAGCCUCACCUCAGCCACCUUAUUAUGGAGUCCAUGAAGCUUGCCAGCAAGGCCGAUGAGCCGACCAACUAUUUCUUGCUCCUACGUGCCCUCUUCCGCAGUAUCGGCGGUGGUCGUUUCGAGCUUCUCUACAAGGACGUGCUUCCCCUUCUUCCGGUCCUGCUCGAGAACCUUAAUGCGUUACUCAACGCUGCCGAGCCAAGCAGACGCGAGGUCUUUGUCGACCUCUGCUUGACGGUGCCAGUCCGACUUAGUGUCCUGCUGCCAUACCUAGGCUACCUGAUGAAGCCGCUAGUUCUGGCGCUCCAAUCAUCCACCGAGCUCGUCAGCCAGGGUCUCCGUACACUCGAGCUUUGCAUCGACAACUUGACGCAAGAGUUCCUCGAUCCUAUCAUGGCUCCGUACGCACAAGAUAUCAUGUCGGCCCUGUGGCAGCACCUGCAGCCCCUCCCUCACAACCACCAGCACUCGCACACAACCAUGCGCAUCCUCGGUAAGAUGGGCGGACGUAACCGCAAACUGCUGCAGAACCCACCAAGACUGUCGUACACCUCGCACAAGGGUCCCACCUUCCCUGUCCACUUCGAAGGCAAAUCGCAAUCAAUCACACUCACGCCUGUCACAGAGCUGGCGUUGGCAAACAUCCGACGCACCGAUCCUUACUAUCGCAAGCACGCAUUCGAGCUAUUGCGGCACACGGCUGCUCUCUUCCUUGAUGGCUCCCUCAUGGAUGCCGAUCGCGAGACGGUCUUUGGCAAGCUCAUCAAAGGUCUCUUUGACGCCACGCGCUCCGACGACUUGAAAGAUGAGGCAGUCCAGUACCUGUUUGGCAUCUGCAAGCACGUCUUCCAUGCUGAGAUCAAGCGCGAGAUGCCUUCCUCGUCAGGUGGAUCUAGUCGUCACUUAUGGCCCAUGACCACUUCCUUGCUCGAAGGCCUCACUAACGCUUUGGCGCUGAAUGAAGCCGGCAACGAUCCUGCGCCGCUCAUCGAGUUGCAGCUCCAGAUCAUCCGCGACUUUCUCACUGCAUGUGAGAAGGCACCUGCUACACGACCAGACCUCGGCCACAUCGUCAUGCACUCGUUCGCCAGCAAGUUCUGCUCUCAAUGCUACGAACAGCUGUGGCAGCGAAAGACGGGUGGCUGGCUCGGUGUUGAUACGCUUGUGCGUCGUGCAGACCUGGGUCAGAUCUGGGUUCGCGACCAUCAACUCGAGAUCGUGCGUGCCCUCCUCUUCAUGCUCAAGGACAUGCCCAACGACCCACCCGGCAACAUUGACGAGGUCAGCGAGACACUGCUCCAGGUCAUUCGACAGGCCUACACGGUUAAAGCACCUGCUGCUGACGGCAAGCCCGAGCCUCCUCUCCCCGAGAGACCAAGCCACCUUACCUACCUUAUUGGUAUCUUGGUGCCAGAGCUCUCAAGCUCGAACGCGACCGUCCGCACCACGACGCAGACAGCGUUCAAGCUCCUAGCAGAAUUGCGCAAGUGCAGCGUCACAGAGCUGUUGACGCCGCAGAAGGAUCGUCUGCUCCAGCCCAUCUUCACCAAGCCUCUGCGUGCAUUGCCUUUCGGCAUGCAGAUCGGCCACAUUGAUGCCAUCACCUUCGCGCUCAACUUAACACCACCUCUGCCCGAGUUCAACGAGGAGCUGUACCGUGUCUUGACCGAAGCCUUGGCCCUCGCUGAUGCCGAUGAUCAGGCUUUGAUCGGACGCACGUCUCAGUACAAGAACAUGAUCGCUGUCAUCAAGCUGCGUGUGGUGGCUAUUCGAUUGCUGUCGUCCGCAAUGGCCUGCGGUGACUUCCUUUCCGCCAAGCACACGCAGAUGCGCAUGAAGAUCAUCUCGGUCUACUUCAAGAGCUUGUACUCGCGCAGCGAAGAGGUGGUCCAGGUGGCCUACGAGUCGUUGAAAACCGUGUUGAGCCAACAGAGCAAGCUGCCCAAGGACUUGCUGCAGAGCGGUCUACGACCCAUCCUCAUGACCCUUGCCGACCGCCACCGUCUCACUGCGUCCGGUCUCGAAGGUCUUGCAAGGUUGCUGCAGCUGCUUACCAACUACUUCAAGGUCGAAAUCGGCACCAAGUUGCUUGACCACCUCACCAGUCUUGCCGAGCCUGCUGUCCUGCACCGCGCAGCUGCUGGCUCGCUCCGUGACAACGAGCAGAUCAAGACGCUGGUAGCCAUCGUCAAUGUAUUUCGAUUGCUACCCGAAGCGUCGUUCCAGUUCCUUCCGCGUCUCACCACCACCGUCGCCGAGAUCGAGUCACAGCUGCGACGCGCCGGUCCUACACCCUUCACCAAGCCGCUGACGCUCUUCCUGAACCGCUUUGCGGAGAAGGCCGUCACUUAUUUCUUCGAAGGCGACAAGCUUAGCAACCCCAAGUUCUUACGCGUGGUCAAGCUCUCACUAGCAUCGGACGAUGGACCCGAACUUCGCAGUCAGGUCACUGCUGGACGCGAGAAGCUGCUCUUCCCGCUCUUCACCAACGAAGCAACAGCUGCACAGGUACAGGCCGGUGUCUCGAUCGUCCAGCAACUGGUCGAGCGCGACCCCAAAUGGCUGGUGACGAACAAAGAUAUUUUCGAGAAGCUUAUCGCCCUCUGGAACAGCCCUGCCAGCAGCAAGCGCAGGCGCGAGGAAGCAAACAACGGCGCCAAUAACGCCGUUGCAGCUCCAGCCACUCCUGCUGGCACCGCUACAACUCCUGCCGUCACACGCAGCAUCAGCGAGACCAAGCAGCUCAUCGAGCUUUUCCUCUCGUACCUUCGCCUCGAACCGCACGUUGAGGCCUACAUUGCUCUUCUUGACGCCUACACGUACAAGAUUGCAUUUGACCUCACCUUUGCGACUCGCUUCAUCUACGAGCACCUCUGCAUCAAGGCGUCCAACAAGUUCAAGAAGCAGAUGUUCUCGCGUUUCCUUACGCUCUUCGAGGACAAGGAUACCAGUCAGACGCUUAAGACGCAGGCACUUCGCGUCCUCAUCAACCCGAUGCUGCUUGCUUCCUAUGGACCUCAUCCGGCCAGCACGCCAGCUUCUUCGCCAAAGCCCGCCGCAGCCACGGUUGCUGACAAGCCUGCCGCCAGCAGCACGCCGACUGCAAGCGCUGCUUCCACGAUGACUGCGGCUGUUCAGAAAGAUGGCGAUGUGGAGAUGAAGGAUGCCGCCAGUGAUGACAGGAAGACCGAGGCCGCUGCUAGUGAAGCUUCCACCAAGCCGACGGCAGCAUCUGAGAGUGCCAGCGCCGCUGCUGCUGCUCCGACGACAGUCUCUUCGACCGAUGCAUCGAAGGAGAGUGAGACUAAGGACUCUUCCGCACCUGCGCCCGCACCCGCCGCACAGCCGGCCGAAGCCGAUGAUGUCGAGGUCAUUGACGCAGACCUUGUUACGCAGAUCGUCAAUCGCAUGUGGAAGCCGUUCCAGAACCCCAAGCAGGCCAACGAGCUUUGCUCGGACGACGCACUCCGCAUCGAGCUACUCCACAUGUCGACCAUGAUUCUGGAGCACUGCUCCGACCACCUCGCUCCCAACGGCCAGCUGAAGAAGGACACGAUCAAGUUCGGCUGGGCUAACCUCACAGCCGAGGACGUCACGGUCAAGAAUGUCGCUUACAUCUUCAUCGCCCGCUUCCUCGAAGUCUUUGAGAGUCCUAUCAAGAUCGUCGGCCAAGUCUACUUCGGCUUGCUCCGUGCUCAUCAGUCCGAGGGCCGAAGCAUGGUCAAGAAGGCGCUCGACAUUCUGGUUCCAGCACUGCCCAAGCGUGCCGGUGUUAGCGAGAACGGUCAGCCGCCACAGUGGGCCAAGUGGACCAAGCGACAGCUCGUCGAUGAGGGCCACAACGUCAGCCAGCUUUUCGCCAUCCUUACUUUGCUCGUGCGUCAUGCCGAUCUUUUCUACAGCAGCCGUGAGAUGUUUAUCCCUCACAUCGUUAGCAACCUUACCAAGCUCGGUCUCGUUGCCAACGUCAAUGUCGAGUCGAGGAUGCUGGCCGUCGACCUUGUCGAAUUGCUACACAAGUGGGAGAAGCGUCGUCAAGAGCAUGUUCAAUCCCAGCAGCCUUUGACCGAGGAGGCCAACACUGACAGCAAGAUUGAAGGGGAGGGCGCUCCCGCCGCCAGCACUGCCAAGCGUGGUCUCGACGCACCUGAAGAAGCCGCGACGGUCAAGAAGGUCCGCAUCGACGAGUCGGGCAUCUCAGCAUCACCAGCUGCAUCAAAGAGCUCCUCGCAUGCUGCGCCCGCGGCUGCCACCACCACUGCGACGCCGUCCACUGCCGCUGCCACCGUCGACGCUGCUUUGUCGACUGCCGAUCACGAGUACCUCAUGCCCAUGAACUUGCGCGAGAUGACAGUUGGCUUCCUCGUGCGCUUCGUCUCGCUCUCGAUGGAGCCCAUCUCGAAGGCAGGCAUCGUCUCCAAGGCAGCCAACCUGCUCUCUGAGAUCCUCAAGGCUCCUUACUGGUCCGACGUUCAGGUGCGACUCUCAAUUUUCCAGCGUCCUCUCAUUCACACUGAGAUCAACGAGCAGAACACGCCUGUCAUCUGCAACGCCUUGCGCGCGCUUCAGAUCGUUGUUGAGGACAAGACCGACGCCUACAUUGCUCCUCACGUACCCCAGCUGCAGAAGCUGCUCGAAAAGAGUGCCGCUACCGACGAGGUCUCGCUCGUUGAAGCACAGAAGCCUGUGCUUGAGCGCAUAUUCCGCGUUAUCCCUGAUCCACCGCCCGAGGAGGAUGCUGAUGGCGAAGCGGAGAUGGACACUGGCGACGACAAGAAGUCCGAGGAGGAGGACGCUUCUGCCAGGAAGGACGUCAAAGACGCCGAGGCCACCGACGAGUUGGCCGCAUUCCGCAAGUUUGCCGACAGCCUCAUCGCCGACGGUCUCAAGCAGAGCCAGCAUCUGUACAGCGUAUUCAGCAUGCUCGAUGCUUGGAGUCAGAGCAAGCCUGAGAAGAUCGAUGCACACCUUCCCGCCCUCAGCAAAGCCCUGAGCAAGUUGACCAAGGAACAUCUCGCUGCCACUGCACCUGAGCCAGCCAACGACUCCAACCUCAAGUUGCUUAUGCUUGUUCUUGAGCUGCUCAAGCGUCGGAUCUCGAACCUUGGUGAUCAGCGACGCUGGCUGCUUUCAGCUCUCGUCCAGCUGGUCGAGCGUUCUUCCUCGCUUGAGCUUUGCCGUUUCUUGCUGUCGAGCAUGUCCAAGUGGAUCUUGGAGCAGCGCGAGACGUUCCCAACCGUCAAGGAGAAGGCAGGUAUCUUGCUCAAGAUGAUGUCGUUCGAGUCCCGCGACAACGAUCAGUUGCUUCGCGAUUACCUUGAUCUCAUCCACGCCAUCUACACAACGCCCGCCUUUGCCCGAACUGAGUUGACGGUGCGACUCGAGAACGCCUUCUUGCUUGGAUGUCGUCACAAGGAUGCCCAAGUGCGACAGAAGUUCAUUGACAUCUUUGACCGCACACUCGUUCGCAGCGCUGCAGGCCGUCUGCAGUACUUGCUUGGACAUCAGAGCUGGGAGUACCUCGCAGAACACUACUGGAUCAGUCAAGUGCUUGACCUCAUGCUUGGUUCUGUCGACACCCACUUCCCUCUGCUGACGAACAGCUCAAUUCAGCUCGCCAAGGGUGGAAGCAGCUUCGUACCAACGCUCAAGGCUCUUCAGGUCGGCGACAUGAUUUCGUCGAUCCGUGCGCUUCUGUACACGGACCGCGAUCUUGCUCACCAGAUCUUCGUAUCCUUCUUUGCAGCUGCUUGGCGCUCGAUGACCCGCAAGGACCACGACGACAUCACACGCGCACUCAUUGGCGUGCUAACUCGCGAGUACAACCUGCGACAGGUGAGCAAGCGACCCAAUGUUGUUCAGACUCUGCUUGAAGGUGCGCUUGCCUGCAAGCCGCAGCUCGAGUUGCCUCCUCACGUUGUCAAGUACUUGGGCCGUAACUUCAAUGCUUGGCACACCUCGAUCGAAUUAUUGCAAAACCUGCUCCGCUCUCUUCCCCGCCAAGACGAUGCGAUUCGCGAAGCAGGCCAGGAUGCCCUCACCGAGCUCUACGCCGAGCUAUCGGAGGAAGACAUGUUUUACGGCCUCUGGCGCCGACGAUGCGUCUACGCCGAGACCAACAGUGCCAUCUCCUUCGAGCAGAUUGGCAUGUGGAACCAGGCUCAGGUGCAGUACGAGACGGCUCAGAUUAAGGCGCGCUCCGGUGUGCUCAACUUCACCGAAGCCGAGUACCACCUGUGGGAGGAUCAAUGGGUGUUCUGCGCUCAAAAGCUGCAGCAGUGGGAUAUCCUCACCGACCUUGCCAAGAUGGAGGGCGACAACGACUUGUUGCUCGAGUGCGCUUGGAGGCUGUAUGACUGGACUGCAGAGCGGGAGACAUUGGAGCAGGCACUCGAGAGUCUAUCGAGCAGUGCAACUCCACGACGGCGUGUGUUCGAGGCCUAUAUGGCUUUGCUCAAGUCGCAGUCAGGGCAAGACAAGCCUGCCGAGUUCGGCCGCAUCUGCGACGAGGCGAUCCAGCUCACGCUCAAGAAGUGGCAUUCGUUGCCCACAGCUGUCACUGUCGCACACGUGCCGCUGCUCCAGAUCUUCCAGCAGUUUGUCGAGUUGCAAGAGGCCAGCACCAUCUUCGCCAGUCUCGCCAACACCAACGCUACGAACCUUGAUCAGCGCUCUGCUGAGCUAAAGGCUCAGAUGCAGACUUGGCGCGAACGUCUCCCCAACUUGUGGGACGAUAUCAAUGCCUGGUCCGACCUGGUCGCUUGGAGGCAGCACGUGUUUGGCGCCAUCAACAAAGCAUAUUUGCCGCUCGUCCCCGUCAUUCAGCAGCGCGAUGGACAGAACGCAUCCACCAACUCAUACGCCUACCGUGGCUACCACGAAACAGCCUGGAUCAUCAACCGUUUCGCCCACGUCGCACGCAAGCACUACCUCAACGACGUCUGCAUCUCGUCGCUCACCAAGAUCUACACCUUGCCCAAUAUUGAGAUCCAGGAAGCGUUCCUCAAGCUGCGCGAACAGGCCAAAUGCCACUUCCAGAACCCGAACGAGCUCACCCAGGGUUUGGAUGUGAUCAAUAACACCAACUUGAUGUUCUUCGCAGCUCCGCAGAAGGCUGAGUUCUUUACGCUCAAAGGUAUGUUCAUGUCUCGUCUUGGGCUCAAUGACGAGGCGAACCAUGCGUUUGCUACGGCGAUUCAAAUGGAUCUCAACUUGGCCAAGGCGUGGACAGAGUGGGGCCGAUACAAUGACCGACUGUUCCGUGACAGGCCCAACGAGUUGUCGGCUGCUGGUAAUGCAGUCAGCUGCUACUUGCAAGCGGCGGGUCUGUACAAGAAUGCCAAGGUGCGCAAGGUGCUCAUUCGCGUGCUUUGGUUGUUGUCGUACGAUGACAGCAAGGGAACCGUUUGGUCGGCGUUUGAAGGAUUCAAAGGCGAUGCACCUAUUUGGUACUGGAUCACUUUCAUCCCGCAGCUGUUGCAGAGUCUUAGUCACAAAGAGGCUCGAUUUGCACGAAAGAUCCUCAUGUCGAUCGCAAAGACCUUCCCGCAGUCGUUGUACUUCUACUUGCGUACGACCAAGGAGGAUUUUGUGGCGAUGAAGAGGCAGUCGAUCAUGGCUGCGCAGCGUGCAGCUCAGCAGGCGGCUCGUCAGCAACAGGCUGCGGCCGCUACCAAUGGCAAGGCCGCAACUGCUGGCGCCGCAGAUGCAAGCAAGCCUGCUGGAACGGAAGCACAGGCUACAGGCAGUCCUGCAAAGGCAGACAGUGCUACUCCCGCACCUGGAGGUACUUCAGCUGCUGGCUCGGAAGCCAACAAGAUGUCUGCACCCACUUCGGCUACUCCAGCCGCUGCGCCAGGAGCACCCGCAGCACCAGGAGCGGCUGCCGCCACCGCUGCAGCAGCCAACAUGCCCCGACAGCCAUGGGAGUACGUCGAUGAGAUCCUCAACAUCCUCAAGACCGCCUUCCCUCUGCUCACGCUCACGAUGGAAAACAUCGCCGAGCAGAUUCAGCAGCGUUUCAAGCCCACCAACGAGGAAGACAUCUAUCGUCUCACCAACGCCCUCCUCAACGACGCUCUUCAGCAGUACAUCCAGCGUGCCGUCUCACCUAACGACUCUGGUGUCCUCCCAGCCUCUUCUCAAGCCAACGUCAUUCGUUUCGCCGAGAACCUGCCACCUGGUCCACUUAAGACCUCGUUCGAGGAAGACUUUGUCAAAUCCAAACCCACCCUUCGCGAUUACGUCUCUAAGCUUCAACGCUGGCGAGACCGAUACGAAACCAGCUUGGACCGCAGACCCAGCAAGCAGCAUCUCGAGCAUUGUUCGCACUACCUGGUUGAGUUCCAGCAUCAGAAGUUUGACGAGGUCGAAGUACCUGGUCAGUAUCUCAAGUUGGAGGAUAACAAUUCGGACUUUGUGAAGAUCGCUAGGUUUAUGCCAGUGUUCGAGAUGGUCAGAUCGUCCGGUAUGUGUACUAGGAGGCUGACGAUUUUGAGUAACAAGGGUACUACGCAUUCAUUUGCAGUGCAGUUGCCUAGUGGAAGGUACUGUAGGAGGGAAGAGAGGAUUUUCCAGUUGCUCAGGUUCUUCAAUAGGAUCUUGGAGAGGAGGAAGGAGACGAGGAAGAGAGGGUUGGCUUUCCAUGUUCCGUUGGCCUUGCCGUUGGCUCCGCAGGUGAGGUUGAUUGACCAUGAUUCGAGUUUCGUCAGCCUACAGGAUAUCUAUGAGAGGCAUUGUGAGGAGAUUGGAAUUGGAAAGGACGAUCCGGUAAUUGCUUGGGUUGAGAAGAUGAGGAGUACUUGGGAUGGCGGUAACUUGGGACCGAAUGCUGGAGCGAGCGCACCGACAAGAGGCAACGUCGACUUCACCAACCUCCGCAUGGACCUUAUGGAAGAGAUCUCGACCAAGUACGUCCCCGACACGGUCUUAUCUCGCUACCUCACCCGAUCCAUGCCUUCUGCAUCGGAUCUAUACAUGCUUCGCAAGCAGUUCACACUGCAAACCGCGGCGUCAUCCUUCGUCACCUACUGUCUCUUUGUCUCGAACCGUCUUCCGAACCGGAUCCACAUCAGUCGCUCCUCUGGUCAAGUGGCAAUGUCGGACGUCGUUCCCACGUUCAACCCCACCGCACCCCAAUUCAAGUCGACAGACCCAACACCUUUCCGUCUGAGUCCCAACCUUCAAAACUUCAUCGGACCGGUUGGCAUCGAAGGCGUACUCACAUCUGCACUCAUGGCUCUCGGUCGCACACUCACCGAACCUGAACGAAACCUGGAAGAAUACCUCGGGAUAUUUGUUCGUGACGAGAUGAACUUCUGGUUGCAAGGAGCGCAGAGACAGGCUCAAGCACAGGCGCAAGCUCAAGGUGGAUCUGCGGCUGCACCGACGCUCGUCACGGAGGCGCCAAAAGAAGUCGUUCUGACGAAUGUGCUGGAGAUCGUAAAGAGGGCAAAAUUAAUCAGCUGUAGACAUGAACUUGACAAGUUGCAGACCGGAGCCAACGGUACUACGCCCGUAGGUGUGGUGGCGACAACGCCAGUAAGCUCGGUUGUGUUGGAUCUGAUUAAUUCGGCUAGCAACCCGUCCAAGUUGGCGUUGCAGGAUCCUACGUGGGCUCCAUGGUUGUAG
Ustilago hordei is the source of this 11892-nucleotide messenger RNA. RefSeq lists its product as uncharacterized. Gene Ontology annotation, cellular component: SAGA complex; NuA4 histone acetyltransferase complex; nucleus. The record is from RefSeq and is a predicted model, not a curated record. NCBI's taxonomy places the organism in Eukaryota, Fungi, Basidiomycota, Ustilaginomycetes, Ustilaginales, Ustilaginaceae. Gene Ontology annotation, biological process: regulation of DNA-templated transcription; DNA repair. The transcript has 2 exons. Gene Ontology annotation, molecular function: transcription coregulator activity; protein binding. Bases 1 to 11892 code for a protein of 3963 amino acids.